Messenger RNA from Ipomoea nil (Japanese morning glory), 612 nucleotides. Its product is annotated as LRR receptor-like serine/threonine-protein kinase ERECTA. NCBI's taxonomy places the organism in Eukaryota, Viridiplantae, Streptophyta, Magnoliopsida, Solanales, Convolvulaceae. The coding region runs from base 34 to 612 and encodes 192 amino acids. The record is from RefSeq and is a predicted model, not a curated record. Gene Ontology annotation, molecular function: protein binding. The transcript is spliced from 2 exons.
UCACUUCAAGAAAAUCUCAUUCCCAAAAACAUAAUGUCCAUAUCAACCCAAAUUAACCUCUGCAUCCUCACAAUCCUCAUCUUCAGUUUCCCCUUAUAUGGAGAAUCCCAAACCAGUAGUAUCAAUCCAGAAAGAUCAAUUCUUCUUGAUUUAAAGAAGCACUUCUCAAAUCCACCAAACAUCUCCCACUGGACUUCAUCAUCUGAUCAUUGUACCUGGCCGGAAAUUACCUGCCGAGAUGGAGUAGUCACCGGAAUUCAGCUCGGUUGGCUACUAAUCAAUGAUACAAUUCCACCCUUCAUUUGUCACCUGAAAAAUCUGACUUUUCUUGAUCUCAACCACAACUAUAUCCCGGGAUCAUUUCCUACAGUUCUGUACAAUUGUUCCAAACUUGAAUACUUGGACCUUUCUUUUAACAACUUCAGUGGCAUCAUCCCCGAUGAUAUUAGCUGGCUUUCGCCCCAUCUUGAGGUGUUUAAUCUUUCUUCUAACUGGUUCGUGGGCGGCAUUCCAGCUGGAAUUUCAGGCCUGAAAGGGCUUAAAGAACUUCAGCUAGCUGCAGUGGUGACAAAUGGCUCCCACUUCAAAGAACUUCAGCUAGAUCAUGGCUAG